UAAAUGGAGCCUUCUGCCCGCUGGCGCUACAGCGUGACAGUUUAGUAAGUUUCUUCUCUCCGAAACGUGCGGCUCAUCCCAAGGUCGCAGCUCGCCUGCAGCGUAGGUCUUUAACCAAGCAGCAUCCAGUUGAUUUGUCACUUACCAUCCCAUUCAACAUGGCAACUCGAUGGGGACUGUGCGGCGCGGGGAAGAUCAGCCAYGACUUCAGCGUGGCCGUGAAGACGCUCCCCCCCGAGGAUCAUCAGAUAGCAGCUAUUGCAUCACGAAGCACUGAGCGCGCUAAAUAUUUUGCCAAGAAACACGAUAUUCCUAAGACUUACGGCAGUUAUGAGGACCUGGCCAGGGACUCGGACAUUGAUAUUGUAUACUUGGGGGUACUGCACACAGAGCACUGGCACGUCGGUCUUCUGUUCCUUAAGGCCGGGAAAAAUGUGUUGUGUGAGAAACCCUUUGCUAUGAACUCCAGACAGGUGAAAGACCUGGUCGAAGAGGCCAAGAAAAACAAUGUCUUCCUCAUGGAGGCCAUCUGGUCCCGUUGUUUCCCCGUGCAUGCCGAGGUGCGCAGGCAGCUGGCAGAGGAGGCCGUAGGGGAGGUGAAGCUGGUGAAGGCUUACUUUGGCUCCCCUCAGCUCCACGUCCCCCGCUCGGUAGAGAAAGAGCUGGGUGGAGGGGCCCUGCUGGACAUAGGCGUGUACUGCCUGCAGUUCGUGCUGAUGGUGUUCAACGGCGAGAGGCCGGCGUCCAUCCAGGCCACGGGAGUGCUGCUCGACUCGGGAGUGGAUGAGUCAGUGGUGGUGGUGAUGAAGUUCACCAGGAAGAGGAUGGCCCUCUGUGUCUUUUCAAUCGCAGCCCGGCUUCCAAACGAUGCUGUCAUCAGUGGCACCAAGGGCUCUAUUAGUGUCCUUGGUCCCAUGCACUGCCCCACCAAGCUGGUGGUGAACGGCAAAGAAACCGAGCACCCACUGCCCGAGCCGUGUCUCCCUCUGAAUUUCACCAACAGCACUGGGCUUUGCUACGAGGCUGAGGAAGUGAGACGGUGUCUGCUGAAAGGACUAAAGGAGAGCCCGAGGAUGCCUCUGUCAGAAUCAGUCUUACUGACGGAGAUCAUGGAUGAAAUCAGGAAACAGGUGGGAGUUGUUUUCAGCCAGGACAGACAGUGACAUCUCUCCAAAAGCACAGUCCUGGUCCAAUGGAAGAGAGGGAGCUGCAUCAGACAUGGCACAGGGGGGACAAAGUCAGGGCAGARUCGCUGCAGAAAAUUAGAACUGGGAUUUGCUAUUGAAGUAACAAUCAGUCAAAAAGGAAAAAAAAUCUUGCUUUUGAUCUUUUUUACAUCUAGACUUGAUAGCUCCAUUUUGUGCAUGAUAAACAUUGCAUACAUUUGCAAAAAAAAAAAAAGAUCAAAUAAAAUGAAAAAUGUAACAAAAUGAAUCAAAUUGCAAACAAGUGCCUCAACCCAGAUCUCACUACAAGUUGUUCGACUGAUGAAUUCAAUGAUAAUCAUUUCAUUUUGUGUUUGUUGAAGCUGCAUCAAAAUGCAGGACGUUUAUUAUCAAAUCUUGUUGAUUUCUCAUUUACCUGAGUGGCACGGUUAACCGAGGUGUUCUGUCAUGUCUGUCCGGCAACUGCAGAAAUGCACCAAUCGAUUCAGAAUUAGGUCGCACUGUCUACUUUUCAAGGUUAGGACAGUGAAAGGCUUCUAUGAGUCAGCAGAGAGCAAGACUCAUUAAAAUACUAGCUCCCAACCUUUCGGGCUAACGGGACAUUUGGAAAUUUAAGGAUGCACUUGAUGCAUUCCAUGAAUGUGAAAUGAAGCAUUUUAAUAUUAGUUUGCCCUUUUUAGUUCACUCGUUUCUUUUUCCACACAUCUUGCACCAAAUCUGUAGCAUUUGCAGCACUAUUAUGCUGUUUGUACAACUGUGAAUGAAAAAAUUACAACUGGAUGCAACUGACAAAUAUCAGCUUGAAUAUCUAUGUUUAAAACAAAUUAAAGUGUUAAAGCUGUUUUAAAAUUGACAUCUGACUGCUGAUUUAAAACUAACAUUACCAGUAAAUAAAGAUGAGAACACAUCGAAAAUAGUAUAACACAAGUAUGAGUUGUGUUGUUAAUCACGCCACAUAGCUAAAAGGAAAGAUCUGCCGCCAUCUAGUGGUUAAAAUGAUGCACUGUUUAAUGUGGUACCUGAAGGGUCUGCUGGGCAUGGGUGUUCAAACUAAAUGCAAGGAGGUUGGGUUUGUUUUUGGUGACAUUUGGGGGCAAUUUUAAGA
Messenger RNA from Austrofundulus limnaeus, 2271 nucleotides. It is a transcript of the gene dhdh.1, whose product is annotated as dihydrodiol dehydrogenase, tandem duplicate 1. The coding region runs from base 159 to 1163 and encodes 334 amino acids. Gene Ontology annotation, molecular function: nucleotide binding. Lineage: Eukaryota; Metazoa; Chordata; Actinopteri; Cyprinodontiformes; Rivulidae. The transcript is spliced from 7 exons. The record is from RefSeq and is a predicted model, not a curated record.